CAUCGAUCUUCGACGAGCCUGCACCCCACAUAUACGUCCACUUCUUCAUAGUGUUCGGUAAACACGUACCGGACAGUCUUGCGACUCGAAAAUCUGCGCUCAUCGAAACUCGCCGCGACCGCCGACGCGCCUGCCGAACUUUGCACGAGAUUCGUCCAACGCUUUCCUUUCGAUCUUACCACGCGCACGACUCGCAAAACCACACGAAUCACUCUCAGGGAUCACGAAUUGAACUGCCAAAAUGACGAGCACAAUCGGUAUCCCAAUCAAACUUCUCAAUGAAGCUGCUGGCCACAUCGUCACACUCGAGAUCACUUCUGGCGAGGUAUACCGCGGCAAGCUUAUUGAAGCUGAGGACAACAUGAACGUGCAGCUCAAGGACAUUACCGUGACCGCACGCGACGGCCGUGUAUCGCAUCUCGAGCAGGUGUACAUCAGAGGCAGCCACGUACGAUACUUCAUCGUUCCAGAUAUGCUGAGGAACGCACCUAUGUUCCGAUCAAGAGGCACACGAGGCCGUGGUGUCGGUCUUGCACGUGGUCGCGCUACAGUCAUCAGGGCGAGGGCCAGCGGAGGACGAGGUGGACGGCCUUGAGGGGAUUGAGUUGUUGAGCAUGAAGACAUGAGCAAAAGCCAGAAAGGACAUACCCCACGCGAAGAGCGUGCGCAAGGAGGAGCAGGACAGGUAUGAGGUCUGUUCUGCCUGAUCAGGAAAAUGCGCUGAACAAACAAGUAGCAAGUCCUUCGAAAAGGUUGGACCAGUUGAGGAAUGAGAUAUUGGCUAUGUUACGACCGAAGUUGCGAGCAUCGUGCAACGGCUACGAGACGCUAUUGUGAGACUAACACCAGACAUCUGCAUUCGGCUGGAACCACGAUCGACUGUGUUCUACAAGACGGCCAUGCUCACACAUGCUAGUGGGGUGAUUAAGUACCCCCACAAUUGCACCUCCGAAACUCCGCAACUUUGCGACCAUACAUCCACAACGCGCC
Messenger RNA from Macroventuria anomochaeta, 990 nucleotides. Its product is annotated as Sm-like ribonucleoprotein. Lineage: Eukaryota; Fungi; Ascomycota; Dothideomycetes; Pleosporales; Didymellaceae. Bases 242 to 595 code for a protein of 117 amino acids. The transcript is spliced from 4 exons. Gene Ontology annotation, cellular component: U12-type spliceosomal complex; U5 snRNP; spliceosomal tri-snRNP complex. Gene Ontology annotation, molecular function: RNA binding. Gene Ontology annotation, biological process: spliceosomal snRNP assembly; RNA processing. The record is from RefSeq and is a predicted model, not a curated record.